AUGUCUGAGCAAAGAAUCCAGAAAGCUUUGACCUUUUUGAAGAACCCAAAAAUAGCUUCAAUGACCCAUGAGAAAAAAAUUGAAUUUUUGCGAACAAAACUGCCGCCUCAAGAGAUGGAAGAAGUUCUAACUCACACUCCUCCAUAAGCGGACAAAACAUUGGAAAAAUUCCUAUUUCUUGGGAAAAAGCCCACACUCCAUGAGAGAACCAAAAAUGUUGAUAUAAAAUAUAAUUAGUAUAAUGAAAUCUCUUGCUAAUUCUGCUAAAUGCUCUCAUUUAAAACAUAAUUUUUACAAAUUUGCUUUCAGGUUUUUUAAGUUUUAAAAAAAAAUUUACUAUGAAAUUUAUAUAUAAGUUUUUUUAAAAAAUAAUUAGCCUUCCUCUCCAUAAACGAAUAAAUUUAUUUUUCGCUCACGGAGUGGGGAGUAAGAAGAUACAAAGAAGGUGAUGAUUUUUCUCAAUUUUUUGACCAAAACUCACAAAAUAAUGUUCCAGCACAACAAAUCCCUGCUCAAAUCCCUCAGCAGCUUCCUCCAGCAGUAUUACAAUCUCCUUCAGUUCCAGCUGCUUCAUCUAAAUGAAGUUUUGGCUUGCUUGGAGUUGUAGCUUCAGCAAUAAUCGGAGCAAUUGGAAGUGCAAUGUUCCUCAAUGCUCAGCCAAAAGAUAAAGUCAGACGUAGAAGGAACCAGCCACGUCAUGCUGAUAGCGUCAGCAAUAGUUCUGAUUUGGAUUCACAAAGAGAGUCUGCUACUAAUGAACUGGUUUCCCAGAGAUCUCAAGGGGAAAACCAGCUUUUAGAAAGAUUAAUAACCCAGCAAGCAGAAGCUUUUGAAGGCUUAAGCAAGCAGAUUGCUUCUUUACAGUUUGCUAUUGAAACUUUAAAAAGAGAUCAAGCUCAAUUAAUGACACAACCAAAUUCUCAACCCCAAAACAGCCAGGAAAUAAGUGAGCCAGUUCCAGCGAUAAAAUUCAAGACUAAGGAAGAAAUUAAUGAAAUUUUUCAAGAGUUUUUGGGAAAUACCACGAGUGCAGACCAAAAAGCGACAGCGUUAAAAAAUAUGCGAAUGUGGUUUCAAAAUAUGGUAAAUAGCCCAAGUGACCAAAACAAAAAUAAAAUAAAUACGACAAAUAUGCAAUAUAAAAAUUCAAUAGCUGGCAAUAAAGCAGCAGCAGGUUUGCUAGAAGCUGUAGGGCUGAUUCUAAAAGGGAACAUCUGGGAGUUUAAUCCUAUUUAUGUAGAGCCACUAAGAAAUCUGCUAGAUUUAGUUUCAGAAGAAAUUUCAAAGAUGCCUCCACUGCCUCCUCCGAAAUUUAACUCGUCCCAGCCUUGGCUUCCUCAGAAGCAGGAAUCUGCAAAGUUAGAAGAAAAUAAAGCUAAAGAAGAACAAGACAAAAAAGGCUUAUCACUUCCCUCUGUGAGCGAACAAAACCAUUGGAAAAAUCUCUAUUUUUUGGGUUAAAACCCCCAACAAAAAAUUUGUUUUGAUAUAUAAAUGAUAAUUAUAUAAUUAAAUCUAUUGUUAAUUCUGCUUAAUCUUUAACGGCUUGCAUUUUUAAACAUAAAUUUAUAAAUUAAAUUAAUAUUUGCUUUCCAAUUUUUUUGGAACAAAAUUUUUUGGUUUAGGGGAGUUAGAAGAAAAAAAUGAUAAUGAGAAGAAAGAAGCUGAGAAAAUAGAAGAAAUCAAAAAAGAAGACACAAAUAUAAUUUCAGUUGAAGAAAUCAAAGAGAGUGAACAAACAGACCAAGUUGCAAUUCAAAAUGCGUAA
This is a messenger RNA of Blepharisma stoltei, 1768 nucleotides long. The record is from the annotation of a GenBank genome assembly. NCBI's taxonomy places the organism in Eukaryota, Ciliophora, Heterotrichea, Heterotrichida, Blepharismidae.